UUUUAUUGGGAGAAAGAGGGGGGAAGCAGCGGCGGAGGGGAUAGAGAUAGAGGGGGCGCGGAGGAGUUCUCUGAGGGAGACGACGUGGGAGCUCGAAACCCUAAUCCCGCGGUGGUCCGCGGCGGCGAUCGCUCCGCUUCUCUUCUCUUUCUGAACUUAUCUUGCUUCUUCAACUAUUAAGGCGGAGUCACCAUGAGCGACCAAACUAAUGAGAAAUGUCCACUUUGCUUGAACAAGAUGGAUUUGACAGAUAAACAACUGAAGCCAUGUAAAUGUGGAUAUGAGAUAUGUCUUUGGUGUUGGCAUCGUAUAAUUGAUGAAUCUGGCGGGAGGUGCCCUGGAUGCCGUUCUGUAUAUAACAAGGAUAAGAUCUUGGAGACAAGCGCCAGGAACCAAAUUUUAAAGGAACUUUGUGCUGAUAAGUCCAACUAUCAAAAAGAACAAACCAAGUCUCAUAAGCAAACAUCUGCAAAAGUUCAGUUGGGACAGUCAGAACCAAAAGAUCCAAGUAGUGUUCGUGUGAUUCAACGGAAGCUUGUCUAUAUUGUUGGUAUGCCGACUGAGUUCGCCAGCGAGAAGGUGCUGAGACAGAAGAGUUUCCUUGGACAGUAUGGAAAGAUAGAAAACAUUAUCAUUGAUAAUGUUGGAGCUAGCCAACAGAUUCCUGACUCUGGCCGUGUAUAUGUUAGAUUCGCAAAAGAAGAGGAGGCUAUCAGAUGCAUACGGGCAGUUGAUGCUUAUGCCUUGGAUGGUAGACCUUUAAAAGCAACCUUUGGUGUCACAAGAUAUUGUCAUAUAUGGCUCAACAAUAAGGAUUGCUAUAAGCCAAAUUGUUCAUAUGUGCAUUAUAAAGCCUCAGCAGAAGAUAUUUGUACAAAAGAUGAUGUUUCUGUGGUGUGUGCAAGGUUGCAGCACUCGAUGGGUAUGAGUACCAAGUGUCUCCACUAUCGCUCAGGACGUACUUUGCCCCCUCCAUGUGACUGCAGUUCAAGAAAUACAACUGGUAGUGGAAUCUCCAAAGAUAUUUGCAUCAAUGAUGACAGAUUACUACCUAAUGGUGCUAACAAAAAUACUAGUUUACUACCAGUCAUCAGUCCAUGGGACUCGAGCCUUUCUUCUGGCAGUCCUCCAUCUAUGGCACAUAUUGUUCUUCAUCAAAGAAAUGACCAUGAGAGAUUACACAAUAAUCAACAAAAUUUGUCUGACCUCAAAUCUCAAAGAUACAUACCACCUGGAGGGCGUAACUGUUCAAGUGAAAUGACUACAUCAGUAAAGCAUAUGCAGCCUAUUGAUGGCGCUUCGUUGCAGAGCUCAUCAAAUGAGCAUUUGGGCUCCAAUAAUGACGAAUCUCAAGCAUCUUCACAGUUAGGAAAUGACAAUUCAAAUCCCAAGCAAAUAACCUCAGCAGAAAAUGGAACAUCUGACGCCUUGCAGCAUAAGCCACAGUAUGCUGAUAUAGUUUCACAAGGACAAGUUGCACCAGCUCGGCGUCUUACUGUACUUAGCAGGCCGUUGAUUGCUUCUAGUGAUCCUAGGCCUAAAGCAACAGGACAAGUUGACAAUGGUACUUCAACAAAACUUACUUUGGUACAAAAAGCGCAAGGGAGCUGCAUUACAAUUCCUAGAAGCCAUCUAGUUUCCCAGAACCCAGAGGAACCUGCGCAUCUGUUGGCUUCAGCUACAGCUAGUGUUAAAUCUCAUGCUGGAGUAGAGAUAAAGAAUGAAUGCUCAGAUAUCAGUGAAAAGCUAGUUCUAGGAGAUCAUAAGCAACUACCAGAGAGCACUGUGUCACACAGAUUGACUGCACCACAGAGUAUGAGCGGUAGAACUCUGCCUGGUAAUCUUUCUGCAUCUUAUGCCAAAACUCAAGGUUCAGCUGAACCACAUAAUCUUUCAGAUUUGAACAUAAAGCUUGUAGCACAGAAUCAAUCACAGCUGGUAAAUCAACAAAAUGCACCUGUUUCAAGUACAGGUAUAACAAGAGCAAGUUUCUGCCGCAGCACUCUUAAUAAGAAUGCAUCUUUGGUUGAUGGUGAGAGCUUGCACAAUAGGGACACAAUUCGGUCUGGUCAUAUUGUUUCCUCUCAUUGUUCAGAUAGCACUAUGUUAUCAAGAUUAGUCAAUGCAGUAUCAUCCACUGAUGUGGCAUCUCUGCAUAGAAAGGAAAGGAGACGAGCUUGUCCUCCUGGAUUUGAGAAGCCUCAUCAGUAUUCUGAUACAGACAAAGCUUGCUCUGGACAUAGCUCUGCAUCUGAUUCCCUGGUACAAGAUUGUGGUAUUCCAGAUCAACAGGACUUCACUAGCUGGGCUACAGACUGCCUAAAAGAUGAUGGAGAUGUCACACAAAAUCUAAGCUUGAGCAUCUCUUCGCCACCCCUAACUGAUACCAACCUGAACCGGAGUCAGAGUCACAGACAGUUUCCAGGCACCCUCUUUGGUUGGUCAAAUGACCCUCACUAUUCAUUUUACCCUAGUGGCUUGUUACAUGCACAUCAUAAGGCUGAAAACCAGGAUGGAACUACCAGUAGUUACAUGGCUACUGGGGGACACAAUGUGUUUUCCCAUGGGACAGCUUCAGGCAUGAGGGGUGGUAUGGCAGGCCCAUUGCUCCAACAGCCAAUAAUGUCAAGUCGUGAUGGAUGGACUGAUGGAAGCAGAGAUUCUGGAACGAACUGCCCACAGGUUGACAUUUCGUACCACAUGUACAGCCUAUUCUAGCAGCAGGGUGAGAGGUCUGCUUCGCAGACCCUAACAACAGACAUGUACAAGUCAUACCUUCUAACCUAGAUGGCAAGAUGUUGGAUGGUGCCGAAAAUGGUGUUAGGGAGUGCUUCGUGUUUGUUGCUAAAGCUUGUAAAGAUCAAACAUGGAGCUUCAUGUACAAAGACUGCAGGGGAUGGUCCUUCAGUGAACAUUUGGUAAAUAACCAUUGCUAAACUGUACUGCCAACCGUGUCAAUGUGCUGGCACAUUGUCAUUCUUUCA
This is a messenger RNA of Sorghum bicolor (sorghum), 2984 nucleotides long. RefSeq lists its product as uncharacterized. Gene Ontology annotation, molecular function: RNA binding; ubiquitin-protein transferase activity. Lineage: Eukaryota; Viridiplantae; Streptophyta; Magnoliopsida; Poales; Poaceae. The record is from RefSeq and is a predicted model, not a curated record. The transcript has 11 exons. Bases 193 to 2718 code for a protein of 841 amino acids. Gene Ontology annotation, cellular component: CCR4-NOT complex. Gene Ontology annotation, biological process: protein ubiquitination.